Molecule: messenger RNA, 8376 nt
Organism: Zerene cesonia (dogface butterfly)
Lineage: Eukaryota; Metazoa; Arthropoda; Insecta; Lepidoptera; Pieridae
Product: protogenin A-like
Exons: 23
Coding region: 82-3282 (1066 amino acids)
Biological process (GO): axon guidance; cell-cell adhesion
Cellular component (GO): plasma membrane; axon
Molecular function (GO): protein binding
Source: RefSeq, a predicted model, not a curated record
CCGCAGACAGCGGGCUGCGCCGUUCGUGUCCACGCAGCCCGCUUUGACGAAAUCGUGUUUAGUGCAAAUGAUUUUGUUUUUAUGGCGCUCAUAUUACUACAAGUGUUGGUGUUGGGUGUGAUCGCGGCUGCCGUCGACGAUGUCCCGGUAACAUGGUCACCGAGCCCCCGGAGCGCGGUGCUGGCCUGCGAGGUGGCGGAGUGGCCGCGCGUGCAGGCGCGCCGCCCGCCCCCACCACUCGACGACGAGCGCCCGCCCUGGCCAGUGGCCGCUUGGCGGAAAGGAGAUAGGGAGUUCUCGUACAAACGGGUCUCCGAAAACAAUAAUUUGGAAGUGCGCAAGAAUGGUGGUGGUGAUGGCAUCUACCAGUGCAAAGUGCGUCACCACGAGGGCGCGGUGCUCGGGUACCCAGUUAACCUUAAGUUUUCAUAUAUGGACAAACAGUUCACAUCACAACCUGAUGAUGUAACGGCGAAGCUGGGACAGCCCCUCGUGAUACCCUGCAGCAUCGGUUCAGGUCCACCCGCUGUAAUUACUUGGAAGAAAAAUGGAGAAACACUCCCUGAUAAUCCUAGAUAUCAUCAGCUAGCGCACGAGCUGUUGAUCACAGAUGUAACGAGAGAGGAUGCUGGAGUGUACAAAUGUAUAGCGACAAAUACAAAUGCGGAUAAGACCAAAUACAGUCGACCGGGUCGCGUGGAAGUCCAGGAGUCCGCAGAGGAGGAACCGGCUCUAUUACCAGUGCAUCACGAGAGCCAAGUGGCCAGGCCUCGUUGGAGUAACCUGAAGCUCGCGUGCCCGGUCACGGGGUGGCCCAGAACUAAAUUAAUCUGGGAGCUGACACCCCCCGGCGGGCGGACGGGCGAGCUGGAGAGCGGCGAGGAGGUGCUGCAGCUGCUAAGGCUGGACGACGACCAGGUCGGCCUCUACUCCUGCUCGGUGGAGGGGCGCAGCGAUAUUGUCAAGACAUUCAACGUGUCAUACACGGAGCCGGUGACGAUAGCGCUGCCGCCCGUGUCCAAAGAGGCGAUGCGGGCCAGCACCGUGCGUUUCAACUGCACGGCGAGAGGCACGCCGGAACCGAAGAUCACGUGGUACAAGGACGCUGAGCUGCUGCAGGUGGCUGGAAGGAUAAAUUUGCGAACAUCAGCCGACCGCACGCGCAUCGAGUUAGUUAUCAGUGGUGUUACUUCCGACGAUGCAGGCGUGUACCAAUGUUUCGCGUGGAACGGCGUGUCCGUGGCGUCCCAGUGGGGCGAGCUGAACGUGACCGGCCCCGGGGCGGCGGCGCCGCAGAGCGUGCGGUGCGCGCCCGCCGGGGCCGCCGCCGUGGCGCUCCGCUGGCGCCCCGCCGCCGCGCAGGUCAUCGCCUACACUGUGGACUUCGCGCCGAGAGACAAGCCGGGCACGGUGCGCACGGCGCAGCCGCACACCGACACGCAGGAGACGGUGCGGGUGCCGGAGCCGCUCACGCCGUACCAGUUCCAGGUGCGCGCGUACAUUCCGCUGCCGACCAAAAAGAACGUGGCCAGCGACAUGUCCGAGGGCGUCGUGUGCAUGGGCCAGGGGGUGCCAAUCAAGCUACUGAAACAAGAUGAUGGUAUACUAGUAUCUUGGAGGCAGUUCGCGUUUAGCACGCCCGGCGUUCUGCAGUGGAUCCUGCAGCUCGCCAAUGACACGUCACCCAGUGGUCACGUGACCAACGUCACGCUGGACGGAGAGGUGUACAAUUAUACUAUUCAAGAACCCUCCACCCGCCAAUACGUUCGCGUCCUGGGCUCGCGAACUCUGGAGUGGCUCCCGCAGAACCUCUCGCUGGUGGAGUGGACCAGCACGGACACCGCCGGCCAGGAGCUGGACGACUGGGAGGCAACAGCGAUCCCGUACGAGCUGGAAGCGCGCGACGUGUCGGAGCACGGGUUCACGCUGCAGUGGCGCUGCGACGCCGCGCCCGCCGCCUUCCUCGUGUGCGUGCGCCGCAGCGGCGGGGACGACGAGUGCCAGGAGAGCCACAAGCCGAGCGCCACGGUGGAGGGCCUGCAGCCGGACAGCGAGUACGAGGUGCGCGUGCGCGUGCGCGCCGCCGCCGCCGCCUCCGCGCCCUACCGCCUGCGCACCGCGCCCGCGGGUGAGGGCCCGUCGCGUUUCGAAGAGCUGCGGUACGAGAUAGUGAACGCGAGCGCCGUGCGCGUGCGCUGGGGCGGGCCGCGCGGCAACUACACCGUGCGGCACAGCGCGCGCCUGCGCCUGCCCGUCGAGCUGUGGGCCGCGCUGCACACCGCCGGCAACAGCGCCCUGAUCAACGGCAUAGAUCCAACGGAACCGACGUACGUGAUAGUGACGGGCUACUCGCCGUACGCGCACAGCCCCGUGCUCACCAUACCCGCGCAGGGAGUCGAAUUGGAUUCGAAGGACCUGCAGUACGAGUACACGAGCGCGGGCGUGCGCGUGUUCUGGAACAGUGCUGGCCCCAGAGAGGUGCGGUUUGCGCAGAACAUCACACAACCGCUGGAGACCUGGAGGGCUAUUAACGUUACGGACUCUAGUGUUGAGUUAACGGACCUAGAUACAAAGUCAGCAGUGUACGUGAUGGUGUCUCUGCCGGGUGUGAACAAGCGGAAACAGGUGCUGAACAUACCUCCGAACCCAAACAAUAACUUCGGCUUCCAUCUAGCGUCAAUGUAUUCAGGCAUCGGGUUGGGAGUCUGCUUUUGUGUGAUGUGCGUGCUGGCCGCCAUCUUUGUGUGUGUCUGGAGGAAACGGAAGCUGAGGAAUCGUACGCCUGUGCGGGCGCGACGACCGACCACGUCACCGGGUAAUGCGGAGGAGGAGGGAUCUGAAAUGAGGGGCGUGGCGCCGCGCGCCAACGGCACCGAGCCGCUGCUCAACGGGCACGUGCACGCGCACUCCAAAACGCCCAACGGCAAAAUGAGAAAGGGCCGGCGCGCGGACGCGUUCGACGCGUUCGACGUGUCACGCUACGAGCCCGACACGACCGCGGAGACCACGCUGGGCGACGCGGCGCCCGCGCUGCGCCUGCUCGACACGUCGCGCGGCCCGCACCUGGACGUGUCACGCGGCCCGCACAUCGACGUGUCACGCGGCCCGCACCUCGACGCGUCACGCGGCGCGGAGCUGCACGUGUCCCGCUCGUCGCGCGAGCUCGGCGACGACUCGUUCAACAAACUGCCGGACGACAACAUGAACUCGGAGCUGACCCGCGGCGCGGAGUUCCAACUAGACAACAGUAAAAUCCGCCCGACGCUCCAACCGAACGGUUGAAAAUCGCUCCCCUCCCGCCGCACAGAACUACAUAGGGGUAGGUGACCCCCUCCGGGCCUCGCGGCCCUUAUAUAUAAGCACUGGUAGAAGAGAUUUCGUACGGAAGUCCAUCGGACGCCCCGCGGGGAUGGCCGGACGCGUUUCGUUCCUAUGCUAGAAUUUAUUUUCGACGAAGGCUGAUUUUUAAACAAUAGUACGGGUAAUUUAGUUUCGAAGCGGCGCGUCCGCCGUCCGCGCGGAGUGGCGCGGGGUCACGCGGGGCCUCGCGGGGUCGCGCGUGGUCGUGCGGGGUCUCGCGGGGUCACGUGGGGUCGCGCGGGACGGUAGCGCGCGAACCUCGCGAUUAAUGUAAGUGCCUCCAUUGACAUGAUGACGUUAGUGCAAACUGUAACAUGAGCGUACAAAAUAUAGACCAAAAUAAGUAUCAGACGCCGUACUGUCGUGUACAUAAUGUGUAUUUAUUUCUCCCUCUAGAUAGAAGCCCUAGAAGCUACAGUUACCGCGCCCUACAUUCCAAUAUAUAUUAUAUUAUACGAAGCGCACACCCGUUACACAAAUCGAAUUAGAUAGCGAAUAAAAAGUUAUAUAAAUUGACAACGAACUACCGAUAUUAAGAGUGAAAUAGUUUAAUGUUCGUUGAUGUUGAUGUUUGGAGGGGGGUGGAUUGAUGGCUAUGCGUGCGCAGGCUUGCCCAUUGCUCAAACUAAUCGUAACUCGCAAUCUCUUCUAAGCUAAGUUCGAGGUUAAGCACUAUAGAGAUAUUCUGGGAACGCGUAUUUUGCAAUUUAACAUUAAGAUUCCUAAAGUUCUGUUUUUUUAGUCAUAUUCCCAUAAAAUCAUGUACUAGCAACCUUUUUUUUGUUAACGUUAAAAAUUGCCGAUCUAGAAGACUCAACCCCGUAUCCGAAUACCCCGGCAAAUAGCAAGAAAUCCAUCCUUCUCGAUCUAGUUUAAAGAUACCCCCUACAGUUCGUUGUUUACCCAUAUCACAAUUACAAUCUACCUCAUUGUCUUGAUUAUAAGGUUUAAAGUUGUUUAAGUUGGCCCCAACGGCACCCGGUUAGGUAGCAUUUGUUUAUUUAUUUCAUAGGUUUUAAGAUUUUGUCCAACGUUUCAACACUGGAAUUGUCAGUUUCUCGGUACAAGCACCUUCGUUAAAUUGUAAAGUACUAUGUGAUUUGAACAGUCAAAAAUUGCAAAGAACUAUCUAAGAUAAUAUAAUGCUAUAUUUUGAUCAUUAACUUAUAGUGUCACACAUUAAGCUAUAUAGUUCAUGAAAUGUUAUGUUUUAUAAUAUUAUGUGUAAUGUCAAAUAAUUUACUGUUAUUACAGUUGUUUGUAUUGUCUAUAUACAUAUAAUUACUGCCUCUUUAGAUUUUUUUUCAAUGAAUGUUUAGAAAUAACGAAGCGUUAUUGGAUGUCUUUUAAGUUCAAUUACUAAUAAAAAGAUUUUUGAUUUCAAUCAUAAUAAAUAUAUAUUUAAUUUCGUAUAUAAAUAAACACUUGCUUUCAAGAAAUUUUAGGGAACUUAAGAAGUACUCGGUCAAUUAUUUUAUCUGUAUAUAACUGCAGUAAAAACUACUGAAUAAUUAAAUUGAAUAGUAAGCAAAUUUUAUUUUGUUGUUUUAAUGAUAUUCUGUAUCUUUGAAAAAUAUUUGAUUUAGUCUGUUUUUAUAUAUCAUUUUAAGUGAAAGGUUUUCAAUAAAGACAAAUAACAUUUUUACGUGAUGGUUUAGAUUUUACAUGAAUUUCGCGUGUUAAAUAGUUUUCAACUGAAUAAAAAUGUGUUUUUGACUGUUUAAAUCACAAACACUUCUUGUAAAUAUUGGAUUAACUCAGUUUAAAUUUAAUGAAAAAAAAAAUCGCCGACUAUGUACCUGAAUUUUCAAUUACACUAAGUUAACUUAGGUGUAGUGUUAGCUCUUAAAAAAUCUAGAAUUAUAACUAUGACGCUAGGUUUUAUCACAGGGUCUAAGACUAGACAUCUAGGCACGUUGAUGAGUUGGAUUUUUAUAAAAAGCGCGGGAAAGUUUUGCUGUUGUCUAUGAUUUGGAUUGGACUUAUGGCUGCUGCCAAAUUAUGUAUAGAAAGCACGUUAAUUACGUAUUAUUAUGGAAAUAUUUUUACAUAAAACACAAGGUUUUUCUGACAUUAAUGCUCCAUAAUUUGAUAUUAGGUUUUGCCGGUAGGAAAUAGUAUUUUGUAAGUGUUACAAUUAAUAGAAUCUCAUAAACAAAAUAUUAUUGGUUAAUCUUUUGUUUCUAAUUUAACUUGCUAUUACAGCUUCAAUCAUUGUGAGAGUAGGAUGCAAGGCAGUUCUCUCUUUCACAAAAAAGAUUUUCCGGUACAGUCAGCAUAAUAGAAAUAGUCACUGUUGAACAAAACUACUAAGUUAUUUACGAUACGAAAGUUGUUGAUUCUGUUAAAGAUUUAAUUCCAUAGAUAGCAAUAAAGAAUAAAUUGGAUUUCAAUGCGAGAGUAGUUUCAAGAGACUAACCAGUAAUCCGUUAAAUUUCAUAAUAAUACUGUAAAAACAAAUACGUAUGUUCAAACCGCAUAACGUAGCAUGUACCAUAGUAAUUAGUGUAACAUUUUUUAUUAUAUUUUACUUGUAUAUUAUAAACCACAAGUUCACUCGAGGUUGUGUUUGAUAAUUGUAUUUAUUUAACAGGUUUUUAUACUUUCACUAUAAUUUUAUUUACUGACCCUACACCAAAUUGUUAUUUCCCAUUGCAAUAAGAUAAUACCUGAGUAAUGUACAAGAUCGUAGAUGUAUAAUGUAUUUAAGUUGGCAACGACGUGUAUUUGUAGUGUCGUUGCUGACGGUACCGAUGGUCCAUUUUUCCUAUUCAAUUGCACCGUUAACAUAAGUUCCCGAAAAAUGGAUCAAAGCUAUAAUAAUGUAUUAAGUUUAUUCCAUAAAAAUUGUACAGAUUUUUUAUUCUCAAUUUACAACACGGCUUUUCCGUCCUUGGAAAUGAUUUUAAAGCCUGAUGUAUGUGCCUCGAAGUUUUAUUAUCGUUUUGCAAUAAUUUAGUUAGUGUGAAGGCACUUGCGUUUAGACUGUACUCAACAAUAGAUGGCGCUGUGGACAAAUGCGGCGCAGCAUUUGAAAAGGAAAACAAUAAUAAAAAUACAAACAAACAUGUAAAUAUUACUGUAACUUGAAUAUCAUCGUUAUUUAUUCAUUAAAUUCAUUUAUUUCGUUGGGAAUAAUUUAAUUUAUUCGAUAGUAGUAUAACGUUAAUUCUACUUUUUAAAUGUGUAAGAUUUAUAAUCAGCGCCAUCUAGCGAACACAAUACGUAAUUAAAAGCGGGUAAACCAUUCCAUUUUAUUUACAAUAGCAAUUUCUUUACUACUCAUUCCAUGAUUGGCUGCAAUAGUUGUCCCUUACAGAUUUUAAUAUUAAGUAUUAAUGCUAAACAUAGCAACACUACAUAUAGUUAAGCGCUAGUAUGUUACAGUACACACUAACACCGAAUGUCUACACGGUACUGCAGGUUGGUUAGCAAUGCGUGAACAACAUUUUGCGCAAGUUUGCAUGAGCGGUUGUGUUUUAUAUUAUUCAGAUGGACUUGUGCGAAAUGUGUAUGUACAUGCAGUGGCGUGUAGCGAUUUUAGGUACGAUUAUGCAUUGUUCGUGAAAUGUUGGAAAGAUAAAUAACAUGCUAUCUCACUCAUAGAUAGUAAUGAUGUUUCGUCUCAAUCGAAACAAAAGAAUGAGAUGGUAAAUCAUCAGUUUCUACGUUUCAUGACACUGAAAUAUCUAUCCUGUUUUUUUAAGAUUUCUAAGUUUUAUUUUCGUACCAAAUGGUGUUGCUAUGUGAGAGAAGAUAUUAUGUAAUAUAUUAUAUUAUUCACGCAUUAUUUAUUUUGACCGUCGAGUUUAUUAUGUUGUUACGCUUUUCUGCUUAUAGUUUUUCAAUCUUAACAUCUUAAUCAUAAGGUCCACAUUCGAUCGACGUAUGUACUUAUAUAACGCGUCCAAUUUGUACCGGAUUUAUUCAGGGCUAAUUGUAUUUAUUUUAGUUUUAUUUUCAUGCAUUUUGGCCUGUAUUAUGUUUUGUUUUUGGUACGCAAAUGUUAGGGCGUCAAGUGAUAUGCGAAUGAUUCAUUUUUUUUUUAAAUGUUUCUUGUAAAAACUUUUAGGGUUUCCCCAGUCAUUAUUAUAUUCUUCAUUACAAUAUUGGGAGGUUGUUUUUUUAUCGUUGAAAAUAUUCGCAGUUUUGUGUGUGUUAACAAAUACUAAAGUUGUUUAUUAAUAAUCGUUUUGUUUUAUUUUUCAUUGAAUUUUUCGCAUGCCACUGUAACGUAUAUGGGAUUGAAUUAUUGUUGUAAUGUUAAAUAUAAUAUAAUUAAUAUUAACUUAGGGUAUGUCCCAUCAUUAUUGUAAUUGAAUUUAAACAUUUUGAUUUUAUUAUCAAUUUUACACUACUAAAUUAUUUUCAACUGUUUUUCUUGUAUUUCAGUAUACAUUUAAACAACACGAGUUAUUUAAUACUGCAUUCUGUUAUCAUUCAAUAAUAACUUGUUAUAAUCUAAUAAUAAAAGAAGCAAGUUGAGUCAAAAUGUUUAUAUUCAUUUUUAUUGUUUUUAAGUUUUUCGAACCGUGUUGUGGGAACAUGAGGUUUAGAAACGUUAUAAAAUAAAAAAAAGAUGAUAAAUAUACACAGAUAAAAAUAAAAUAAGUCUUACUUGUUUUAUACUGAUGUUACAGAUAUGAAAUUGUAUAUAACUGUUUUCAUUGUAUUUCACAGUUACGUGAAGUAAAUACCGCGUUUGGAAUAUAUAAAUAGUUUAAAAAUCAUAUAAAAGUAUAAAGUGUAAGCUUGAAAUGUUCGUGUUCCCACAAAACUAAUUUAGUUCAUAUACUAUUGAAUCUACCUCAACCAAAUUACCAAUUAACGUCGUUUGUAAGUGUUCUUGGGUAUAAUUACUAAUAAAAUACUGAAUUGUAGUGUUUUUUAUAAUAAAAUUAAUAUUUGUUUCGAGUACCCAUUUUGAUACGGUGAUUAUUGUCGCCGACAUAUUGAAUGUGUCGCAUGAAAUGUUGCUACGGUAUUGUCAAGAUUGAACGAAUCAAUUGAAAAUAA